AAUUAACUCUGAUCCAAACACGUAUCGACAUGUGGCUGGUACAGUCUGAAUGUGGUUGUGUUUAUUUUCAGCUGACAGCUAGCUAGGAAAGAAUCAGCACCUGUGAAUGUCGCAAGUCAUUGAUUCGAUGGUGUCCAGCUAGAGCUAACUACAGCUAUGUCUGUGGCCUCUCUCCUGCGAAGUGCCAUGAGAGUGAGGAACAGACAUGUCGCUGCACAUUUGAUCCAUCAGAGAGCUCUUUCAGGGGCAGAUGCUAUCAAUGCACUUAGACCUUUCUACUUUGCAGUGCAUCCAGACUUCUUUGGCCAGCAUCCCAGGGAAAGGGAAGUGAAUGAAAAUUCCCUCAAGAGACUCAAUGGUUAUUUGGAAAACCUUCAGAAGCCGGGAACCCGCUCAGUCCAACCGACAAAGCUCACCUUUUAUGUCAGGGACACAAAGGAGAAGGAAGUCUUUCAGCAGGACAUCCUUCCCCCUGGUAAUGUCCUUUUAGCCUGCUUAAAAGGGUUCCGUUCGGUCAGCUUCACUCUGCAGACCAAGGAUGUCCUCACCACCGUAAUGGACGUGUUGAAGUCCUGCAGUCUAUCCAUAGAGCACAUGAACGGACUGAAGGCCAGCUCAGAGUCACCCAAGAGCCAGCAGCCAGUGGCUGGGCCUGGUAACCCUUUCUACAGGCCCAUCAAAUGGGACAAAAGCUAUUACAGCUUCACUGGCUUCAGAGACCCAGAGCAGGAGCUGGAGCAGGCCAAGAGAGUAGAGCCCACACUAAGCUUGUGGCUGAGAACCAAUGAGAAGGAGGCUAUGAAGAAGCAGAACGCCAGUCUCCCUCGACGGGAUGAGCUGAAGAGACUCAAGAAGGAAUUGUGUCAGAAAUUUGCCUUGGAAGAUAUCAGGUGGCAGCGCAGCUGGGGAGUUACUCACAGAUGCUGUCAGCUCCAGAGUCUGAGCCGCCUCUCCCAGCAGAACCCUGAGGCUGUGCUCAACCUGCGAGGACACACUAUAAUAUUCACUGACCAAUCAGGGAUGAAUGCCUCAGGACAUGUGAUGCUGGGAACAAUGGAUGUUCAUCACCAAUGGACAAAACUGUUUGAGAGUCUCCCCAGCUACCGUAGCCUGCACCAGCAGACAGAGUGGCUGAAGGAGAGGAUCAGCUAUGUGUUGGGAGGUAUCCAGGUGAUUGACAUAGAGAGACUGGGGCCUGUACAGCCUAUAGAGGAACACUGCAGCAUCCUCAACACCUUCCAUACGAGACUACUGGCCCGACGCCUAGCCCUGCACCCCAGGAGCAUGCAAGGCCUUGCCAUGACCCUGGAGAGUGACCACUCCAGCCCCAGCCUGCAUGAGAUGGGUCACUUCGUCAUCCCAGCCACCUGUGAGCCCAGCAGACUACAGGUUUUCCUCCAGAGCAUGGCCUGGGAGGCCCGACAACGAAUGAAACACCGGAACCAGCUGCAGGCAGAGGAGGAGGAGGUACUGCUCCACUGCCUGGAGAGUCUGGCCCUGAGGAGUCUGUCCAAGGAGCCCAGCGUCAGACACACCCAGAUGAUCCCCUGCUGCAGGCGGCUGCUGGAGGAACGCUCCCCCCUGAUGGAGGGCCUCCGGGUGGAGGUCUCCCACUUCUACUCUGUCAUGCAGGAUGGGGACUUGUGCAUCCCCUGGGACUGGAAGGGCUGAGGGGACAGGGCAGGGGACAUGCUGCAGCACACCUGGUUGAACCAGACUGAAUGCUGUGUUCACCAUGUCUACCAUCAGACUACGCUGCAGCUGCCACACAGAGAAACAAACCAACCGACUCUCGCAAGGUCAAUCACUUUAUACUUCUACUGGAGAGGACAGACAAACAGACAGAUACUAUUUUCAUGCUGAACCUGGGCCCGGUUUCCCAAAAGCAUCUUAAGGCUAAGUUCAUAGUUAUAACCUUCGUAGGAGCAUUGUUCAAUCUCUGAACUGUUUCUCAAAACCAUCGCUACUAAAGUUGCACUUGAAAAUU
Messenger RNA from Coregonus clupeaformis (lake whitefish), 1987 nucleotides. RefSeq names its product T-cell activation inhibitor, mitochondrial-like. Lineage: Eukaryota; Metazoa; Chordata; Actinopteri; Salmoniformes; Salmonidae. The transcript is spliced from 11 exons. The coding region runs from base 157 to 1671 and encodes 504 amino acids. The record is from RefSeq and is a predicted model, not a curated record. Gene Ontology annotation, cellular component: mitochondrion.